UUUGUGUUGAGCUGUACCUUUCCCCAGCGGCCGGCCUGUGGGGAUGUGUCUGUGAGCAGCCUCCACUCUGGGGGAGAGGCCUUCUUCUACUGUGUGACUGGGUACCAGCUGCAAGGAACCAACACACUGACCUGCCUCAACGCCAGCACCCCCUACUGGAGCGACACAGAGCCACAGUGCCUCGGUGAGGGCUGGGGGCAGCUAGCUACACACCUCUCACACCCAAAUACCACAAUGGGACCAAUACACCUUGCUAUGCACACAGACUUUCUCCACAGUUAUUUAACAUAUUAAUAGACACAAACACUCUUCCCUUCUCAAACCUUGUCACAGUCUUUCAAAAACGAAUUCACAUUCCCUGUGAUUUGUCCUGUAACUAUUCCUACCAGAGCAUCAACACAGUUCUUCCCUCUUCAACAAGUGAGGUGUAUAACUACAUGAAUAUGUUGUCCUCACUGGAGCAAUUAGACUCCACUAGAAUGAUCCCACACGCACUCAGCUUAGUGUUGCUCAAAAGUUAAGUGGGGUUUAAUCAUUGAUUUGGGUCUUAAUGGUGUGAGUUGCAGUAUCUGUUGCUUUGGGGUGGUGAAUGUUAAACAGCCAGCCCUAUUCAGUCAGGCCUCUCCUAGGAAGUAAAGAAAUACUUGCAGAACCAAGGACUGCAUCAUAUUUCUCUUCCAAGAAGUUCACCUCGAGUCUGCUUGUAUUCGUCUUGCAUAACAAGCACAGAUUCAGACAGGGUUCAAUCCCCAGUGGAGGACAGUUUAGAAGCAGACAGUUUAGAAGCAGACAGUUUAGAUGCAGGAUCUCAUUUUGCUGCUCUGAUGAGCACCAGUGAUGAAUAGUGAGUGAAUGUUUUAGCCCUGGUCAGAUAAACAUGGGUUUGGAACAGUGGGUCUCUCCAUUGUUUUAACAGUGAAUGGAGAGCAGGGAUGCUCCCUCCUAGCGUUGGACAUCGUAAAGGCAUAGUUUAGAAAAUGUGUGGAGAGAGUAUAAGGAUUCUCUCUCCUACCAUUUAUACAGUGUGUAUGUGUGCGCGUGUGCCUGCGCCCAAGACAGUGGUCCCAGAGCCCACAGCACGGUGUCUGCCAGGGUGUGAUUACAGAUGACAGGGCAGAGUGCCACAGGGAAGGUUAGGGCUGAGGCUGCUGCACUGCUUUAAUUAAGCCUUGUGUCUGUCUACCUAGCUUAACUUCACAUUCGUCUGUUGUGAUAUACUGAUACCAAUACAAGACCCACUCUCUUUUAUUUAUUUACACAAACUCAGAGCUUGCUCUUGCUCUUACUCAUCACCUCCACUCAUUGUGUUUUCCUGGUUUAUCUCUAGUCAUGGUUUCCCAAGGUACAGUAUUCUCUGUCGUUACACAUUCUGUUUGACUGAUAUUUAAGCAAAAGUUUUUCCCAGACUAAAAUACGUCUCUCUCUCCCUCUUCCUCCCAUCCCAUCCUUCUUCUCUCCUCCUCCCAUCUUCCUUGUCUUCUCUCCUCCCAUCUAUCUCAUCUUCUUUCUCUUCUCCCCUCCCAUCUAUCUCAUCUUCCUUCCCUCCUCCCAUUCCUACUGCAUUCUCCAUGGGCAUCCCAGCUGCCUGUGGUGGCAUUGUCCGGAAUGCCACGGUCGGACGCAUUGUGUCCCCCUUUUUCCCUAGCAACUACAGCAACAACCUGACAUGUCAUUGGCUGCUGGAGGCCCCAGAGGGACAGCGCGUGCACGUCCACUUUGAGAAGGUGGCCCUGGCAGAGGAUGAUGACAGGUGUGGUGUCAGUCAUUGGGUUCAAUUCACUACAGUGUUCAGUCAGACCUGGGUACAAAUAGUAUUAUUUUUCUUCCAAGUAUUUUCAGUUUUGAUUAAGCGUAUCUUGGGUGAGUGGAGCUGAAGGAUGGGACUAAAAACAAACAAAAUCUAAUUAUUGUAAAAUAUACUGUGUCCGUAAAAUGUAUAUAAGCUGGAAGUAGAAGCCUAAGUGUUGUUGUCCAUUAGUUUACUCCAAUUAGGGGAGGAUUGGUAGGGUUAGGGGAAAAUAAUAAAGGAAAAUAUAUUUGAAAAUAUAUACAAUACCAGUCUAAAGUUUGGACACACAUACUCAUUCCAGGGUUUUUCUUAAUUUUUUACUAUUUUCUACAUUGUAGAAUAAUAGUGAAGACAUAAAACUAUGAAAUAACACAUAUGGAAUCAUGUAGUAACCAAAAAAGUGUUAAACAAAUCCAAAUAUAUUUUGUAUUUGAGAUUCUUCAAAGUAGCCACCCUUUGCCUUGAUGACAGCUUUGCACACUCUUGGCAUUCUCUCAACCAGCUUCAUGAGGUAGUCACAUGGAAUGCAUUUAAAUUAACAGGUGUGCCUUGUUAAAAGUUAAUUUGUGGAAUAAAUGUGUGAAAUUUCCUUUUUAAUGCAUUUGUGUUGUGACAAGGUAGGGGUGGUAUACAGAAGAUAGCCCUAUUUGGUAAAAGACCAAGUUCAUGUUAUGGCAAGAACAGCUCAAAUAAGCAAAGAGAAAUGACAGUCCAUCAUUACUUUAAGACAUGAAGGUCAUCAAUCCGGAACAUUUCAAGAACUUUGAAAGUUUCUUCAAGUGCAGUCGCAAAAAACAUCAAGCGCUAUGAUGAAACUGGCUCUCAUGAGGACUGCCACAGGAAAGGAAGACCCAGAGUUACCUCUGCUGCAGAGGAUAAGUUCAUUAGCGUUAACUGCACCUCAGAUUGCAGGCCAAGUAAAUGCUUCACAGAGUUCAAGUCACAGACACAUCUCAACAUCAACUUUUCAGAGAAGACUGCAUGAAAUCAGACCUUCAUGGUCGAAUUGCUGCAAAGAAACCACUACUAAAGGACACCAAUAAUAAGAAGAGACUUGCUUGGUUCAAGAAACCCGAGCAAUGGACGUUAGACUGGUGGAAAUCUGUCCUUUGGUCUGAUGAGUCCAAAUUUGAGAUUUUUGGUUCCAGCAACCAUGUCUUUAUGAGACGCAGGGUAGGUGAACGGAUAAUCUCUGCAUGUGUGGUUCCCACCGUGAAGCAUGGAGGAGGAGGUGUGAUGGUGUGGAGGUGCUUUGCUGAUGACACUGUCAGGGAUUUAUUUAGAAUUCAAGGCACACUUAACCAGCAUGGCUAGCACAGCAUUCUGCAGCGAUACGCCAUCCCAUCUGGUUUGGGCUUAGAGGGACUAUCAUUUGUUUUUCAACAGGACAAUGACCCAACACACCUCCAGGCUGUGUAAGGGCUAUUUUACCAAAAAGGAGAGUGAUGGAGUGCUGCAUCAGAUGACCUGGCCUCCACAAUCACCCGACCUCAACCCAAUUGAGAUGGUUUGGGAUGAGUUGGACCGCAGAGUGAAGGAAAAGCAGCCAACAAGUGCUCAGCAUAUGUGGGAACUCCUUCAAGACUGUUGGAAAAGCAUUCUAGGUGAAGCUGGUUGAGAGAAUGCCAAGAGUGUGCAAAGCUGUCAUCAAGUCAAAGGGUGGCUACAUUGAAGAAUCCCAACUAUAAAAUAUAUUUUGAUUUGUUGUACACUUUUUUUGGUUACUACAUGAUUCCAUAUGUGUUAUUUAAUAGUUUGAUGUCUUCACUAUUAUUCUACAAUGUAGAAAAUAGUAAAAAUUAAGAAAACCCCUGGAAUGAGUAGGUGUCCAAUCCUUUGACUGGUACUGUAUAUAUUUACAAAAAAAUAUGGGGGAUUGGAAAUGAUGCAGACAAUUACAUUGGUGGAAGCCACAGUAUAUCUGCAGUGUUAAAGCUGAUCUACGCCCUUAAAAAAUAAUAACAAUACAAGUAUUGGGUGCCAGAUGGCUGGGGUUUGCACUUAGAGGGCUAUUCCAUUGGUUCUAUUGCACAAGGCCAACUCAAUUUUUACAUUUUAGUCAUUUAGCAGACACUCUUAUCCAGAGCGACUUACAGUUAGUGAGUGCAUACAUUUUUUCAUACUGGCCCCCCGUGGGAAUCAAACCCACAACCCUGGCAUUGCAAACACCAUGCUCUACCAACUGAGCUACACGGGGCCAGUAUGUGCAUAGCUUUAAAAUAAAGAAAAUACUAUCUGAACCCAGGUCUGCUACAGUGUUCUGACCUUAGUGCUCUUCUCCAGUACACUAUCCAGGUCUAAGUGUUCACUUGAGUACAAUAAUCAUUCAACAAGCUGCCAACAGCCCAUCAGAGUCCUACUGCUGGCUCUGUGACAGUUGGACCUGAUUCUCACCGCAGGCUCAUGGUUCUGUUGUCAUAUUACCAGUCCAUUCUUCUGCUACACUUCAGGGCAUCGUCUCAUCAUCUGAGAUAUAAAUUCAGUGGAACAUCUGUGUCUGUGUGUCAGAAUGGAAAUCCAAUGUUGAGAAAAUGGUGAGAGGAAGGGAGAAAGAGACAGAGAAAUACUGAAAUACUGAAAUAAUUGGAAACAUUUCACUUGAAUCACCUUCUUACUUUCUUUUUUGACUGUCAUUAUGAAACUAUACUGAACAAAAACAUAAAUGGAAUACGUAAAGUGUUUGUCCCAUGUUUCAUGAGCUGAAAUAAAAGAUCCCAGAAAUAUUCCAUAUGCACAAAAAGCUUAUUUCACUCAGAUUUUAUGCACAAAUGUGUUUGCUUCCCUGUUAUUGAGCAUUUCUCCUUUGCCAAGAUAAUUCAUCCACCUGACAGGUGUGGCAUAUCAAGAAGCUGAUUAAAAAGCAUGAUCAUUACACAGGUGCGACUUGUGCUGGGGACAAUAAAAGGCCACUCCAAAUUGUGCAGUUUUGUCACACAACACAAUGCCACAGAUGUCUCAAGUUUUGAGGGAGCGUGCAAUUGGCAUGCUGACUGCAGAAAUGUCCAUCAGAGCUGUUGCCAGAGAAUGUAAUUAUCAUUUCUAUACCAUAAGCUGCCUCCAACGUCGUUUUAGAGAAUUUGGCAGUACGUCCAACCGGCUGCAGACCACAUGUAUGGCGUUGUGUGGGUGAGCGGUUUGCUGAUGUCAACAUUGUGAACAGAGUGCCCCAUGGUGGCGGUGGGGUUUUGGUAUGGGCAGGCAUAAGCUACAGACAAUGACCACAAUUGCAUUUCAUCGAUGGCAAUUUCAAUGCACAGAGACACCGUGACGAGAUCCUGAGGCCCAUUGUCGUGCCACCUCAUGUUUCAGCAUGAUAAUGCACGGCCCCAUGUCACAAGGAUCUGGACACAAUUCCUGGAAGCUGAAAAUGUCCCAGUUCUUCCAAGGCCUGCAUACUCACCAGACAUGUCAGCCAUUGAGAUAGUUUGGGAUGCUCUGCGUCAACGUGUACGACAGCGUGUUCCAGUUCCCGCCAAUAUCCAGCAACUUCACACAGCAGGAGUGGGACAACAUUCCACAGGCCACAAUCAACAGCCUGAUCAACUCUAUGCGAAGGAGAAGUGUCGCGCUGCAUGAGGCAAAUGGUGGUCACAUCAGAUACUGACUGGUUUUCUGAUCCAUGCCCCUACCUUUUUUUUAAGGUAUCUGUGACCAACAGAUGCAUAUCUGUAUUCCCAGUCAUGGUAAAUCCAUAAAUUAGGGCCUAAUUAAUUCAUUUCAAUUGACUUAUUUCCUUAUAUGAACUGUAACUCAGUAAAAUCUUUGAAAUUGUUGCAUGUUGCGUUUUAUAUUUUUGUUCAGUAUAUAUUCAUUUUCCUUUUUGGAGUCAUAAUGCUCUAUGACUGCAUCUAUAAGCUGUUGUGAAUGUUUGUAAGGCAAUAUAACACUUCACAAGAAGGUGCUUCAAGUGAAUUAAUUGAAUUGACUGACAUGCUUAUUUGAGUUGAGAUGUUGUUUUUAUGAGCGGUAGCCUCUGUGUCUGGAGACAGUAACAAAUGGACUUUUAAUGAGGUCAGUAGGCUAGCUGCUCAGCUGUACUGAAUAUAUCAUUGGCCUUUUAUGCAGAACAGUCCAGCCCAAUGCUUUACUACUGAAUCACAUUCCUUCCUGUUGCUUCAUCUCAUUAGGGGCUUCAGUCCAGGUGGCUGAGGUAACUCUGAUAACGUGCCCACCAUGCAUAUUACGAGGCCUUAGAAAUCCAACCAGGUACUGAUGUGUUUUAAUUUCUCUCUUUCAGGCUUCUGAUCAAAAAUGGGAACAACAUUGACUCUCCUCUGCUGUAUGACUCAUAUGAGGUGGAGUACCUGCCCAACGAGGGCCUGGUGAGCACCUCCAGACCCCUCUUCAUAGAGCUCACCACUGACGGAGCAGGCACCUCCACCGGCAUCGCUAUCAGAUACCAAGGUAGACACAUCCCCAUGGGAGCUAACGCAAGUCUUCAGGUCUCGGUUUCACCUGACCCCCCCUUGACCUUCUCCAUCUCACAGAGACCCAUCCAGGUCAUGGCACCAAUGUUACUGACUGGGGUAGAAGGCAGGUUCCCUGUGUGCCACAAGACUAGGCAUGGGUAGCUAACACACGUCUCUGGAAAGGGUACUUGGCUAUGAAAAGCCAACUGACAUUUACUCCUGAGGUACUGACCUGUUGCACCCUCUACAACCACUGAUUAUUAUUUGACCCUGCUAGUCAUCUAUGAACAUUUGAACAUAUUGAAGAACAAUCUGGCCUUAAUGGGCUUGUACUCUUAUAAUCUCCACCCGCCACAGCCAGAAGAGGACUGGCCACCCCUCAGAGCCUGGUUCCUCUCUAGGUUUCUUCCUAGGUGUCUGCCUUUCUAGGGAGUUUUUCCUAGCCACCGUGCUUCUACAUCUGCAUUGCUUGCUGUUUGGUGUUUUAGGCUGGGUUUCUGUAUAGCACUUUGUGACAUCUGCUGAUGUAAAAAGGGCUUUAUAAAUCAAUUUGAUUGAUUUGAUUGAUACUCAAGGAUACUCAAACUUCCCUCACACACUCAGUCCAGCAGUGUAAAAUUAGUGGAGAUAAAAACAGUUGUUGAAGAAAUGCAUCAUGCAGACACUUCCAGGUACUGGUGUAGACAAAAGACACUGCCUCAGGCCCUCUCCUCUCCUUUCCCUCCUCUAAAUAAUUGGAAUGGAAAUAAGUCAAACAUAACAUAACAAUUGAAGUCCUCUGCUCUGACUAGUUUAGCUACAAACUCUCAAAUGUUUUAUCUUUCUCCACGCUCAUCCCCAGUCAUCCUCUCUACGUAUGUGGCAACUCAUACGUGGCUUUUCAAAGGGAUGUUCAGAGCUUGGAGUCAGAGCCACAUCACAGGUCCUGGAGUCAUUAUCCAAUCAGAUAAAUGUAAUCUGUAUAGGGCUUCAAUUUACUGUAGCAAAUGGGAUUACGCUGUGAGAGAGCAGUGCUGCUUAUUCUAAUAGACCGUGUGUGGGUUGUCUUUAACAGCGUUACCCUGUUCAAUCUGACACCGGGUGUAACUGCUUUAAUACUGCUCCUCUUGCCCUGAUUUGAACCAUUACAUGUGCUGUCAGUCAGUGGGUGGAAGCAGCAGAGCACCAAUAAAAUGUACCUCCAUCCCUGAUAGGCAGCAAGCUAACGGGUGGCUCGCUGUCGGCAAAGUCAAUGGCCCACUGCCUAUGACACACAUGGGGCUCAGUGACACAGUCUGGCCUUUUUGCUGUGGUUGAUCCACAUAUCCUCUCUUUCACAGCGUUUGCAGUGGGCCACUGCUACGAGCCAUUCGUCAAGUACGGUAACUUCACCAGUAAUGACAGCACGUGGGCAGUGGGGACGGUGGUAGAGUUCACCUGUGACCCUGGCUACACCCUGGAGCAGGGCUCUGUCAUCAUCGAGUGCAUGGACCACAACAACCCCCAGUGGAACGAGACUGAGCCCGCCUGCAGGGGUAUGCUGUGUGUUUUUGUUCUGUGUAGGAAAUGAGCCGUAUGAUAUUGUUGCACAGAGUAUUUUUGCUUACUGUAUGUGUGUGCGUUUUUGUGUGUGUGUGUGUGUUACAGCUGUUUGCAGUGGAGAGAUCACUGACUCUGCUGGAGUGGUCUUGUCUCCUAACUGGCCAGAGGCCUACGAUAGCGGCCAGGACUGCAUCUGGGGGAUUCACGUGGAGGAAGACAGGAGGAUCAUGCUAGACAUCAAAGUGUACGUAUCUUAACUAUCUCUUACGUUCUACACUACAGAUUCUCCUGAACAUCAGAUAUAACAUUUUAUACAGGAGCAGAAAAAGGAUGUUAGCUAUGGGAACCCUUUAAAACAACGUGCUGGCAGCACAUCCCCUUCCCAUAGCAGUUCAAGUGGAGGACGCCCCACCACAGAGUAGCUCUAACCUUUGUAAGAAUCUUGACCCUCACACGAGCUCUGCAGCACAUCUCUGCACUCAGAUCAUUAGGAGAAGCUUUACUGCUGAUGUACAAACACAGCCCCGACUUCAAACAGAAACUGCCAGUGCAAAGAACUACCCCACUGUGACUGGUUAAACAAAUCAAAAGAGAAAAGGGCUGAAGAUAAAAUAAUAUGUUUGCUCUUGGAUGGGACACAUAAGUAGCAGCACACAAAGGUUAAUUACCAACUGGAGAGGAAACUAAUUAUUUCACUGGGGUUCGGACAGAGGUGGUGUGUGUGUGUGUUCUGCAAGAUCAGAUAGGUUGAGUUGAGCAGAGCAGGGGAGAGGAGCAAGAGUUUUCCGUGAUAGUGAUGUCAGGUGAAGGCUGGAAACAGAAGACCCUGCUGUGUCAGACCCUGAUAGAUUAACCAUGCGUACAAUCAUUUGGCUUCCUUAAUUAAGAACUGGCUCAUUUGCAUAUGUUGUCGCUCUUGCUCUUUUCUCCUCUCUCUCUUCGGAACGCCUCAACUGUGGUUGUACAUUCUGAAGCAUUGUAGUAAAUGGCAUCCUCCAUGUUCGGUACAAGAAGCUGUCAACAUAAUUAAUUUCCUAUUCAUUUAGAGGGGACGUGAUUUGGGCAGAUAUGACUUUCAGGGACAACGGUGAAGAGCGUUCAGCUCAACCUCGGAGCGUUGAUGAGAAUUCAGCCUUUGUGUGCAUGUGGGUGAGACAGAGAGAGAGCUAUCUAAGGAUAAUCUACAGGAUUUCCUCCCCAUUUCCUCCAGUUUUGAUGUGAAAAUCAAUAUCAGCAUACGCUGAAAGGUGAACAAGGGGAAAUAUGAGAACCUAACAUCUGCAAUCUCAGUUUAAAGGCAUCACUCAAACUACUGUUAUCCUUCACUACAUACUCAAGGAAAGCAUUCAGUCUCUGAUCAUAGUGAUGAAACCAGGGCUGCACAAGGAGGGAUUAUGCUUGGAGUCCAGUCACCUGAUAAUCUGAACACACAGACUCUCGUGCCAUGAACCGCAUGUACCAUGCCUGAUGCCUCCCUCUUGGCCCACUAGUCACGCCAGCAUUCUGAAACACCAUUGCACGGUAUGCUUUCCUAAAGCUCAUUACCAGGGUUUAGGAACACUUUACCACUCUCAUUCCUCUAUAAUCAUUCAUCACCGCCCAGCAUCCUGUUCACCGCUCCCACAAUCACACAGGACCAGGGUCCCUAAUGAUGGCUGGUACACUCAUUCAGGGGCCCUACUAAUGAUGACUGGUUCAUCCCGACCAACCAGGAGUACUAGCUAGGCGCUCGUUAAGGGCUCAGGUGCAGGAGGAGGGGCUGUGAACGACAUGCAGGUGUGGAGGAUGGUACACCUGGGGUGUAGUUCAGCAGCCUAAGUUCAGAUGCUCCAAAUGUUGAUGGAGUGCUCCAACGCCUAAAUAGUGUUUAGGAGUGUAUGGGAAUAAGCUGUGCCUCUGCCUUGAUUAACUUUGAAUAUCAGAAAUACACAUUCUGAAUAUACACCUGCACACAAACACGCAUGCGUGUGACCUUUGGCAGUUCUAGUUAAUGUAAAUAAUUUGCACACAUGCAUGCAUACAUUCACGUACACAACCAUACCAAUAUACACACACUGUAUAUGUCACCCCAGUAGUCCUAUGACGUUAAUAAGGGAGGAAAUAGUUUGCAAGUCAAAUAGGAUGUGAAAGACAGAGAGUGAUUCUGGUAGUUUCCAUAUUGGCUUCCAUUAUAGUGUGCUUUGCCUUUGGUGAGAAUUUAGUGAGAAGAGUGACAGGAUAUUUUAUGCAUCGAUGCAUCAAAUAUUAGUUAUAGCACUUAUACCUUGAUUAGGUUUGUCUCCCAGGGCUGGAAGUUGGCAAGAGAACUCAUUGGCUUAUUCCAUCACUAGUAUCGCUGAUAACUGUGAGACUCUGAGCCUGCUAGUCUGGAUACUGUAUGUUAGCCUAGCACUGGGAGUUCAGUCGGAGUGAAGGGCAGCGGAUCUGGAUCCCCGACCAGCCAAGAUCUCACAAGCCAGAGAGGAGUGAAUUAGAAAUGGGAUUUUCCAUCAGAAUAUUCAUUCAGGUUAGUCUGUGGGAACUAAGAGGUGCAGGGGUGAGAUAAAAGGAGAAUGUUCUAAUGACCAUUGGGCAGCCAUCAUGACUCCCAAAUGACUGCGUUUUGUCGAAUUGUGAUUUGUAUUGAGGGGUAUUACUUUUACUCAAACUAGUUAGAAACCUUUCAUGGACAUAAAUGUCAAGUUCUCUCAGUGGUCGAGAAGAGAGAAUGCCGGUGCAGAUGAAGAGUUGUCUGAGAUAAUGCAUUGUGAAGGAACAUGGUGGCAGGCAGCUGGGCCUGUGGGCCGAGUCAAUCUGAGCCUCUGUUUAAAUUACACUAAAUCAAAUCACUGCCACACAAUAGAAAGCAUGAUUGAUUUUCGCUGCAGAUACGGCAGCACAGCUAUGCAAUGACUUGUUUAACUUGAUCACAACAAAUUUAAUGCAAGCUGAUACAAUUUCUCAAUCUGUCGCGCUCUGUUGAGGUGAGAUGCAUUUUCAGGCCUCAAUGAAUUACUGCAGGUUUAGCUUUUUCUGGAGCUGCAAUACAGAUGCAUCAGCAGAAAAUAUCCACUGGGCACACACUGGUUGAAUCAACGUUGUUUCCACGUCAUUUCAAUUAAAUGCAACCAAAUUGGAAUAGACGUUGAAUUAACGUCUGAGCCCAGUGGUUAGGCUAAGCUGUGCUGAUAUUUCAUUAGUCUGAUACACCUGAUCUUUGCCAAGACGUGUGUGCAUCAUAUCUUUAAUGUCUUGAAACUGAACUCUGUUUACAGAGAGUAAACAAGUUGACAAGAUUGAGACGUUUUUACACUCUCUCUGAUAUUCAUGUCAUACAACACACUACUGAUACAUGACUGCAUUACAGCACCAACUUUCUUUAUCUCUCUAAUUUUUCUGAAUAUUUUUUCUGUUAAGCUCCAAAGUGAUUAAUAGUUCAAUUGCUUGGCUUGUAAUGAGUUUUAUCAGGAGCCUCUUGUGAUUAAUUAGAGACAGGAAAGAGUAACGUGUCAAUUCCCUAUUCUGGCAGAGAAUAAUUUCCUCCCUACUAAAACAGGAGGUUUCUUUGCGACAAAUUACAGCAUGGUUUUGUCACUUUCUUGUCAGUAGAGUGAUGGUGCUCCAAAGUAAAUGGAAAAGUAAAACAGAACGUCUCAAAGCUAGAACAGUAUUUUAGUGAGGGUGCUUUCAAGUUUUUAAAACAGAUACAGAAAACAAUGACAAAGGAACUAUAGGACAAAUGAGCUAGUAAUGUGAGUGGCCAAUUCAUUGUGCACGGUGAAAUACACUUUCCUUCUGUCUUUGUGCUCCAGCCUCAACAUAGGGAAGAACGACCUGCUGACGUUCUAUGAUGGAGAUGACCUGACUGCUAAAGUGCUGGGCCAGUACGGAGGCUCACGGCCACACUUCAAACUCUACACCUCUAUGGCCGACGUCACCAUCCAGUUCCAGUCUGACCCGGCCACCAACAUCUACGGCUAUGGCAACGGCUUUGUGGUGCACUUCUUUGGUAAGGCCCCAGAGUGAGUUAGGAGAGACUGUGAACAGAUAGUUGAAGAUAGAAGGGCAGUGAAGAGGGGAGAUGAGUAAGGAGGAGGAGAGUUCGAGAGGGUUCAGGAGGAGCAGACACUCUUAAAUAUAAAAACCUUCCAUGGGCAGAGGGGCCCCUUCCAUCAGCACGGUCGGCACGACACCGGAGCGGAGCCAACCCUCUUAAAGCAGACAUUUGAUAAGACGUAAUGAAUUCCAUGCAGAGAGAGUGAGAAAGAGGACACAGCGGAAUACUGAUGACUGGGAGAGAGAAGCGUGAGUGAAAGAGUUGAAGAGAGAGAGGGAGAAAGGGAAGGGAGAGAGAGAGAGAGAGAGAGAGUGAGAGGGGAGGGAGAGAGAGAGACAAACAAAGGGAAGGCAGAGAGAGAGAUGUGGUUUUAUAGUCUGUUCAUGCCUCUAACUGAGAGGGAAAGCAAGGCCCAGCCAAGUGGUGCAGCUGUCUGGUGUUGUGCCCAUCAGAGGCCCAAACACAAUUACUGCAUGUGUUUGUCCACAUUAGCCUCGUCUGCAGGGUGCCCUGCCCUCUCUGGCUUCUACUGUGGCUAGAACGGGGACAGCCAGGCUGCCUGGCAGACAGACUUCCCCAUGCAUGGCACUUGUCACAUUAGAUUGAAAUUCCCACAAAACGGAUGUCCUCUAUUGAGUUUGCCCUGAGGUUCAUUCAUUUGAAUGCAAAAGCACACCACUCAAACUCUGUGCGCUCUGUAAAGUCAGUGGCUUUUUUAUCUCGCUCUCUCCCUCCUUCAUGGAUACAGAGUUGCCUCGUAACGACACGUGUCCGGAGCUCCCAGAGAUCACCAACGGAUGGAAGAGCACCUCCCACCCUGAGCUGGUCCAUGGAACAGUGGUCACCUACCAGUGCUACCCAGACUUCCAGCUGGUGGGCACAGAGCUGCUCAUGUGCCAGUGGGACCUGACCUGGAGCGGAGACCUACCCAGCUGUGAGAGAGGUGACUACCACACACACACGCGCACACAAAAGGUGCAUUGUAGGUGGGAGAGGCAGUUUCAGUUAAGGACAGGCUAAAGCAGAGGCUGAUGGGUAAAAGCAUUCACUGCUUUCCUGACAACACAACCCUUUUUUCUGUAUAGACCGACGUAUCAGUGAGUUGAAUAGGCUCUGUGUUCCAGCUCCUCCACACAUUAUUUCUGUUCUAUCCAGACGACCUGGAUGUGGUGGAAUAGAGACAGGAUAGUGUGACAGAGUGCCCUUGGUCCUAGUCCCGUCCCACACAGUGACAGGCACGGCAUCACUGACCGGUAACAGGACACAGGGGUUUGGAGCCUUAUUUGGACGUCUGUCACGUAAACAUUAUUAUCGCACUGACCCCUAUCCUACUGGGCCAAGGAUUGGGUUUGUUGUUUGCUGCUGUGAGAGACUGAGACACAGAGAUAAUCUCUUUAUUCUCCAGCUCGGUGGGUUUAUAUGUCUGCAGGGUUUAAUUAGAAAAAGGCCUGUGCACCACUCUGGCCCCAUCGGAUAACCACAAAUAAGCAGUGACAAUAAAAUACAAUAAAAUUGUAUUCACUGCACAUGAGUAAAGUUUUUUCUGUGUCUGUGUGUGUGUGUGUGUCUAUGUAUGUGUGUGUCAGUGCUGUUGUGUGCCGACCCAGGUACUGUGGAGCACAGUCGCAGGGUGAUGUCUGGCCCGCGUUUCACUGUAGGCUCCACCAUCCAGUACAACUGCAACAAGGGCUACACCCUCUCUGGAAACAGCCUGCUCUCCUGCUACAACCACGGCUCUUCCGGACCUAAAUGGAGCGAGAGGCUACCCAAAUGUGUCUGUAUGUACCCGCUGGGCUUCAGCCUGAUAACACAUCUCCAUCAUACACGCUUCCCAGCUAGCACAUGGUUCCUUGGACGGUGUGGGGAGAUAAGUUUUUGGUUUCCCAUUGCCUCUGGGAACGAAGCCUGUAAAACUGAACGUUUUUUAAACGUUCUGAGAACAGAAGUGAACAUUUCGCCUGUUCUGGGAACAUACAUUUUUAGGUUGCAGGAAGGUUCUGAGAACGUUUUGCUAUGGUUCCCUGAAAGUAUUCCUGGGAGGUUUUAUUACCUUAGAUAUGCAGUUUCAUAAACUAUUCUUCAUCCUGUAAGCAUUACAUGGCAACGCGGGAAUUUUGAUAGCGCACAGGGCUGCGGCCCAGAAGGUUGUGGGUUCACAGACCACCGUGGACAAGAGUAGGGGUGGAAAUAUCUCCUUUAUAGUAAAAGUAUUACAUGAAUCUAUCAUCGUAUUUGCAGGUCAGAGAAAAAAUUGCCUUUUAUAAACAUUUCAUGCAAUUCUACGUAAUUUUACAUAUUAGCGGAAUCCCAAAUUACCAACAUUACAGGCUAAGAAUGGACAGAGAGAUAGUCGUAUGUGUUCAUCUUAUCAUAUUUCUCCAAUGCCAAAUCAGUGUGUCUUGUUUGCAAUGAAACUGUCCCUGUUUGCAAAUAAUUAAAUCUGAGACAUCCUUAGGAAUCUGAGCAUGGUAGGCUACUUUCAAAAGUUAGGCCCACCUUUCCACCCCAGACAGAGUAGGCCUACCGAUGCAGAAAAAUGUAAGCUUUAACUGCUGGCUACUUUUCUUCCAACCCAACGAGAGAAGGUCACAAGUGUUUCCUUAAAAGCUGUCUGGGUUUAAACUUAUUUUAUUGUACAGAAAGUGAAUAGCUUAAUCAAUUGAUAGUGACAGAAUUAGAUUACUUCCCAAGCAAAGUCAGCCUCUAAAUGUCGAAGAAAUGAAACAAUGAUAUCCCCAUGUGCAUCGGAGUGACGUCUUUCCCUGGUAUUUUAUAGCUUGUUUCUAGCAUAAAGCAUUGCGGACCAAAGCGCUGUUAAAGAUCACUUUAUAUAGUCGGAUCCGUUUUAUUUUCUUUAAAAUCUUAAGCUAACAAGGGGUAGGUCUGUGCUUUUUUCAAUUUUCUUCAAUAAAAAGGUAGGCCUAUGGCACACCCGCUCAUACCCCCUCAAUUCAAGUCUUGGUUUUAACUGAACAGCCCUUCACUGACACAGAGGUAGCCUAUUUAAAGAGUACAUGGUGGGUGGAGGAAUUGACCGACAAAUCUAUGGAUAUAGCAUAUAGCAUAUAGCUACCUCUUAUUUCUUAAAUAGGAAGAAAUAGGCUCCAACACAAAGCCCUCUUGUUGUUAGUAAAGUCUAAUUUAAAAUUAAGACUGAUUAAAUUAAUUAUGCCUACUCAAAUUUGCCUACUUUCAGCACCAUGAGCUGUCCAUUUCCGAUUGAUUGUGCCACGGCUGCUGCUUCAAGUUUCAGCACCACAAUGUAAGUUACUUGAAUCUGUCUUAUUGUGAGGUCAAUAACUCUCAUAAAUACAUAAUGGGCUAGAAACAUUGUUUUUUAUUAAAAUCAAUUCUAGUUGUAGCAAGCUAUCAAAGUUGACCUCCAGCCUUCCCGCUCUCCUUCUCAAACUGAACAGAACAUAGGCUAUAGGCUAGUCUGUGCAGCAAUCUUAGAAAUACAUAUUCGCUCUGUGGCUCUCCGAGCAUGCACUUUGUAGCCUAUAGGCUAUGGAUAAUUUGAUUGAGACCACACUAAAUAGCCUAUAGGCACAAUUGAUAUUGCGCGCCCAGCGGAGAAUCAGAGAUGAGGGGUGGCAUCAGGCACACAUCCAUAUAUAGCCUAAUAAGCAACUAAUUCUACAACACUGAGAAAUAUUGAAAUUUCAUCAAUUACAAAUGACGUGAACCUCCCCAUGACUAGAUUUUUUUUUAAAUACAAAAACUGAAAAAACAUAACCCUCCCCCAUUUUCCUCCAGGUAACCAUUCUGUACAUUUCGAUUAGUGCCUUAGGCAUUAAUCAUGCGAGCACGUUUGUUUUUUAUUGUGGCACGGUGUCAGUGAGAUUCAAACGUAUGAUCUUCAGUUCUCUAUCCAUGGAAUUAGUCCACUACAUCACCAGGAUGGAGCUAGCAUGCCAUGUUUUUUUAACUCAUACAAAGCUGUUCAUUUUAGUGUAUUCAAACAGACCCCACUUCAAAGGAAACAAGCACUUAAUUAAAGUAACUUAUUUUGUACAUAAUAUUUCUGCCACUAUCUCUUAUGACCGAAAAGAGCUUCUGGAUAUCAGAACAGUGAUUACUCACCUCAAACUGGAGGAAUACUUUUUCUUUAAUGAGUCGGACGCAAAGGAUUUACUGCUGCUACCGGACCAGGCCCAAAUCCUCGCCAUUCGGAUGAAGAGACGCCGCCAAUACAGUGGACACAGAUCCGGGUGCCUUGUGAGAAUUUGUUGGCGAGUGGGUAACCUGCCUCUACCAUCUGUCCUAUUGGCCAAUGUGCAAUCAUUGGAGAAUAAACUGGAUGAGCUCCGUUCGAGACUAUCCUACCAACGGGACAUUAAAAACUGUAAUAUCUUAUGUUUCACCUAAUGGUGGCUGAAUGAUGACAUGGAUAAUAUACAGUUGGCUGGGUUUUCUGUGCAUCGGCAAGACAGAACAGCUACCUCCGGUAAGACAAGGGGUGGUGGUCUGUGUCUAUUUGUCAAUAACAGCUGGUGCACGAAAUCUCAUAUUAAAGAAGUCUCGAGAUUUUGCUCGCCUGAGGUAGAGUACCUCAUGAUAAGCUGUAGACCACACUAUUUACCAAGAUAGUUUUCAUCUAUAUUUUUCGUAGCUGUCUAUUUACCACCAAAAACCGAUGCUGGCACUAAGACCGCACUCACUGAACUGUAUAAGGCUAUAAGCAAACAAGAAAAUGCUCAUCCAGAGGCGGCGCUCCUAUUGGCCGGGGACUUUAAUGCAGGAAAACUUAAAUCCAUUUGACCUCAUUUCUAUCAGCAUGUAACAUGUGCAACCAAAGGAAAAAAAAACUCUAGACCACCUUUACUCCACAAACAGAGAUGCAUACAAAGCUCUCCCUCGCCCUCCAUUUGGCAAAUCGGACCAUAAUUCUAUCCUCCUGAUUCCUGCUUACAAGCAAAAACUAAAACAGGAAGUACCAGUGACUCGCUCAAUACAGAAGUGGUCAGAUGAUGCAGAUGCUAAGCUACAGGACUGUUUUGCUAGCACAGACUGGACUAUGUUCCGGGAUUCAUCCGAUGGCAUUGAGGAGUAUACCACAUCAGUCACCAGCUUCAUUAAUAAGUGUAUCGAUGACGUCGUCCCCACAGUGACCGUACGUACAUACCCCAACCAGAAGCCAUGGAUUACAGGCAACAUCCACAUUGAGCUAAAGUGUAGAGCUGCCGCUUUCAAGGAGCGGGACUCUAACACGGACGCUUAUAAGAAAUCCCACUAUGCCCUCUGACAAACCAUCAAAUAGGCAAAGCGUCAAUACCGGACUAAGAUUGAAUCCUACUACAACGGCUCUGACGCUCGUCGGAAGUGGCAUGGCUUGCAAACUAUUAUGGGCUAAAAAGGGAAGCCCAGCCGCAAGCUGCCCAUUGACACGAGCCUACCAGAUGAGCUAAAUGACUUCUAUGUGCCCUUCGAGGCAAGCAACACUGAAGCAUGCAUGAGAGCACCAGCUGUUGCGGACGACUGUGUGAUCACACUCUCCGUAGCCGAUGUGAGGAAGACCUUUAAACAGGUCAACAUUCACAAGGCCACAGUACCAGAUGGAUUACCAGGACGUGUACUCAGAGCAUGCACUGACCAACUGACAAGUGACUUCACUGACCUUUUCAACCUGUCCCUGACCGAGUCUGUAAUACCUACAUGUUUUAAGCAGACCACCAUAGUCCCUGUGCCCAAGUAUGCCAAGGUAACCUGCCUAAAUGACUACCGACCUGUAGCACUCAUGGUAAUGGCUCACAUCAACCCCAUCAUCCCAGAAACCCUAGACCCACUCCAGUUCGCAUACCAACCCAACAUAUCCACAGAUUAUGCAAUCUCUAUUGCACUCCUCACUGCCCUUUCCCACCUGGACAAACGCAACACCUACGUGAGAAUGCUGUUCAUUGACUACAGCUCAGCGUUCAACAACAUAGUGCCCUCAAAGCUCAUCACUAAGCUAAGGACCCUGGGACUAAACACCUCCCUCUACAACUGGAUCCUGGACUUCCUGACGGGCCGCCCCCAGGUGGUUAGGGUAGGCAACAACACAUCUGACACGCUGAUCUUCAACAUGGGGGCCCAUCAGGGGUACGUGCUUAGUCCCCUCCUGUACUCCCUGUUUACCCACGACUGCGUGGCCAAGCACGACUCCAACACCAUCAUUAAGUUUGUUGACGACACAACAGUGGUAGGCCUGAUCACCGACAAUGAUGAGACAGCCUACAGGUAGGAGGUCAGAGACAUGGCAGUGUGGUGCCAGGACAACAACCUCUCCCUCAACGUGAUCAAGACAAAGGAGAUGAUCGUGGACUACAGGAAAAGGGGCUGUAAUGGAACAGGUCGAGAGCUUCAAGUUCCAAGGUGUCCACAUCUCCAACAAACUAUCAUGGUCCAAACACACCAAGACAGUCGUGAAGAGGGCACGACAACGCCUAUUCCCCCUCAGGAGACUGAAAAGAUUUGGCAUGGGUCCUCAGAUCCUCAAAAAGUUAUACAGCUCCACCUCGAGAGCAUACCACCUGGUAUGGCAACUGCUCGGCAUCCGACCGCAAGCCGCUACAGAGGGUAGUGCGUACGGCCAGUACAUCACUCAUGCCAAGCUUCCUGCCAUCCAAGACCUCUAUACCAGGCGGUGUCAGAGGAAGGCCCUAUAAAUUGUCAAAGAGAGUCAUAGGCUCUCUCUGCUACCACACGACAAGCGGUACUGGAGCGCCAAGUCUAGGUCCAAAAGGCUCCUUAACAGCUUCUAAGCCAUAAGACUGCUGAACAGUUAAUCAAAUGGCUACCCGGACUACUUGCAUUGACCCCCCGUUUUUUGAAAUUGUAUUUACGCUGCUGCUACUCGCUGUUUAUUAUCUAUGCAUAGUCACUAUACCCCUACCUACAUGUACACUACCGUUAAAAAGUUUGGGGUCACUUAGAUAUGUCCUUGUUUUCGAAAGAAAAAAAAAAAAAAAUGUCCAUUAAAAUAACAUCAAAUUGAUCAGAAAUACAGUGUAGACAUUGUUAAUGUUGUAAAUGGCUAUUGGAGCUGGAAACGGCUGAUUUUUAAUGGAAUAUCUACAUAGGCUUACAGAGGCCCAUUAUCAGCAACCAUCAGUCCUGUGUUCCAAUGGCACGUUGUGUUUGCUAAUUCAAGUUUAUCAUUUUAAAAGGCUAAUUGAUCAUUAGAAAAGCCUUUUGCAAUUAUGUUAGCACAGCUGAAAACUGUUGUGCUGAUUAAAGAAGCAAUAAAACUGGCCUUCUUGAGACUAGUUGAGUAUCUGGAGCAUCAGCAAUUGUGGGUUCGAUUACAGGAUCAAAAUGGCCAGAAACAAAGAACUUUCUUCUGAAACUUGUCCGUCUAUUCUUGUUCUGAGAAAUGAAGGCUAUUCCAUGCGAGAAAUUGCCAAGAAACUGACGAUCUCGUACUACGCUGUGUACUACACCCUUCACAGAACAGCGCAAACUGGCUCUAACCAGAAUAGAAAUUAGAGUGGGAGGCCCCGGUGCACAACUGAGCAAGAGGACAAAUACAUUAGAGUGUCUAGUUUGAGAAACAGACACCUCACAGGUGCUCAACUGGCAGCUUCAUUAAACAGUACCCGCAAAACACCAGUCUCAAUGUCAACAGUGAAGAGGCGACUCCGGGAUGCUGACCUUCUAGGCAGAGUUGCAAAGAAAAAGCCAUAUCUCAGACUGGCCAAUAAAAAUAAAAGAUUAAGAUGGGCAAAAGAACACAGACACUGGACAGAGGAAGAUUGGAAAAAAGUGUUAUGGACAGACGAAUUGAAGUUUGAGGUGUUCGGAUCACAAAGAAGAACAUUUGUGAGACGCAGACCAAAUGAAAAGAUGCUGGAGGAGUGCUUGAUGCCAUCUGUCAAGCAUGGUGGAGGCAAUGUGAUGGUCUGGGGGUGUUUUGGUGGUGGUAAAGUGGGAGAUUUGUACAGGGUAAAGGGGAUCUUGAAGAAGGAAGGCUAUCACUCCAUUUUGCAACGCCAUGCCAUACCCUGUGGACAGUGCUUGAUUGGAGCCAAUUUCCUCCUACAACAGGACAAUGACCCAAAGCACAGCUCCAAACUAUGCAAUAACUAUUUAGGGAAGAAGCAGUCAGCUGGUAUUCUGUCUAUAAUGGAGUGGCCAGCACAGUCACUGGAUCUCAACCCAUUGAGCUGUUGUGGGAGCAGCUUGACCGUAUGGUACGUAAGAAGUGCCCAUCAAGCCAAUCCAACUUGUGGGAGGUGCUUCAGGAAGCAUGGGGUGAAAUCUCUUCAGAUUACCUCAACAAAUUGACAACUAGAAUGUCAAAGGUCCGCAAGGCUGUAAUUGCUGCAAAUGGAGGAUUAUUUGAUGAAAGCAAAGUUUGAAGGACACAAUUAUUAUUUAUAUUAAAAAUCAUUAUUUCUAACCUUGUCAAUGACUACAUUUCCUAUGCAUUUUGCUAUAUUUCCUAUUCAAACUCAUCUCAUGUAUGUUUUCAUGGAAAACAAGGACAUUUCUAAGUGACCCCAAACUUUUCAACGGUAGUGAACAUAUUACCUCAAUUGCCUCGACUAACCUGUACCCCUGCACAUUGACUCGGUACCGGUACCCCCUGCAUAUAGCCUCGUUAUUGUUAUUUUAUUGUGUUACUUUCUUUUUACUUUAGUUUAUGUAGUAAAUAUUUUCUUAACUCUUAUUUUUCUUAAAACUGCAUUGUUGGUUAAGGUCUUGUAAGUAAGCAUUUGACAGUAAGGUCUACACCUGUUGUAUUCGGCGCAUGUGACAAAUAAAAUUUCAUUUCAUUUGAUGUGCAAUAUGCAGGAAUCGCAGCGCCAUUUGCUGGUUACUAAAAUUCUAAUAGGGAAAGGGGGAUACCUAGUCAGUUGUACAACUGAAUGCAUUCAACUGAAAUUUGUCUUCUGCAUUUAACCCAACCCCUCUGAAUCAGAGAGUUGCCGCUGUGUCCAUGGCUGCCUUAAUCAACAUCAUCGGCGCCCGGGGAACAGUGGGUUAACUGCCUUGCUCAGGGGCAGAACAACAUAAUUUGGUCGGGUCACCCAAAAAGUGACAUAUUGUAGCUUUAAAAUUUAGCCAAUUAGUGGGCUUGGCCAACACACCUGAAAACACUUAUCAAGAUAGAGGAUAGAGUUUUGUUGACGCUGAGAACGGAAUUUAUAUGUUUUUAAAUAACAUUCUUAGAGUGUUCUUUGAACGUUACUAAUGUUUCUUGUGUUUUUUAUGGAACGUUUUCUUAAUGUUCUGAGAACAUGACUUUAAAUAGAACCAUGAGGAAACCUGCAGAAAACAGAAUGCUGAAGUACUGAAAUUCCAAUAGAAGAACAUUGUUUCUUAAAGCCGCAAUAUGUAACUUUUUGGGGUCGACCCGACCAAAUUCACAUAUAAAUGUGAGAUAGAUCUGUCAUUCUCAUUGAACGCAAGUCUAAGAAGAGGUAGAUCUGUUCUGUGUGCGCUAUUUCUAUGCCUACUGUGCUUAAGUUUCGUUUUUGUAUCUUUUACUUUCGGUUUUGUACAUCUGCUUCAAACAGCUGAAAAUACAAUAUUUUUCAUUAUUGAAAAUAUAUUUCACAGCGGUUUAGAUGGUACAAGGUUUCUCUACAUGAUAUAUUGCUUGUUUUGUCACAGAAACUGAAACUAGGCAAACUAUUCAAAUUUUAGAAACCAGGAAAUGGCGGCGCGAUUCCUGCAUAUUGCACCUUUAACAUUCUCUGAACGUUCUGAGAACAUUACUUUAAAUAGAACCAUGAGGAAACCUGAAAAAAACGUUACGCUGAAGUACUGAAAUUCCCACAGAAGAACAUUGUUUCUUAACAUUCUCUGAACAAUUUGAGAACUACUUUAAAUAGAACCAUGAGGAAAUGUUAUGCUGAAGUACUGCAAUUCCCACCUGUUUUUUUCAGAACGUUAUGUGCUAGCUGGGUAUCCUGCACCAUUCCCAGAACAUUGUGGGAAGGUUGUAUGCAAAAUAACCAUAGGACAACCAAUCUCUCACCAAGCUCUAAGAAACAUGGUUCUCAGAAUGUUAUGUGCUAACUGGAUUGGCAGUGUGUCCAAUUCAUACAAUACAACAAGAGUUUUACUAGCUGUUUACAAAAAUAAAUGAUAUGAUGAAUGUGUGUGUCUGCGUGUGUGUCCUGUCCUCUCCCCUCUCAGCGGUGACCUAUGAGCCUUGCAGGAACCCUGGCACCCCGUCCUACAGCACCCAGAUCUCAGAGAAGCCUUUCUACCAGGCCGGGGAGACGCUGCACUUCUCCUGCCUCAGAGGCCAUGAGUUGCUGGGGGAGCCUGUCCUCCGCUGUGUCCCUGGACACCCUUCACAGUGGAGCAGCCUGCCCCCUGUCUGCAGAGGUAGGAACUGCGGACACACAAUCUCCUUUGUAGUUCACACUGGCAUUGUUCACAGUAGGUCAUGAUGAACAAUAUAUCUGUCUGUAUGUUUUAACAUCUGUGUUCUGAUGUUCUCCAUUCCUUUACAGCCUCCUCAAUGGAGUUUAUAAAUGAACGCAGGUUAGACGGUAAGUGCCAUCAUGUCUGCCCAGUAAUAGUUAGAUCUUUAAAUUAAAACAUCAAGACAAUAAAACUAAAUAGAGUACUUCACAGCAUCUUCAAGUGUUCUACAUUGAAGUGUGCACCUUUAGAUUAUCAUACAAGUUGAGUGUGUCCCUGUUGAUUCCUCUACCUCUCUACUCACCAGUUGUCAGUGCAGACUACAGCAUGGAGGGAGCCAACAUAGCUCUAACAGUCUUUAUACCAGUGGCCCUCAUCAUGGUCUUCAUCAUCGGGAUCUACCUCUACUUCUCUAAGUAGGUCUAGUAUGCAUACUUUAUACAGAUUUAAAAAAGACUUUAAAAGUAUGAAAGCUGUCAUCAUUCAUAGUACCUAGUAGUCUAACCAGUGCUUGACUUGGACUGAAAUAGGUUCCAGUACUCAUUUGGGUGCCGGUACUGUUUAUAUUUAGGUGCAGGUGCUCCACAAUGCUUUUGAGCUAAUAUUCUAUAAGAGGAACAGGAGCUCAAGCAGUAGAACACUUGAGGGGCCGGUACUCAGCUCCAGUGAGCUCCUGCCCAAGUCAAGCACUGAGUCUAACCAAUAGCUAUAGACCCAACAGGUUCUGUAAUAAUGUUGUAAGUAUACUAUGCUGCCCUUGUGACACUAUGUGUGUGUUCUCUAGGGUUCAGGGGAAGCCUCUGUGUCUUCCCAUGUCAACCUCCUCACCAUAUGACCACAUCCCAGGAGAGUCCACCUUCGACAACUCCCUCUACGAAACAGAGACUACAGUAUGUUCUGUUAUAGAGAUAUUCACUGGUUCUUUAAGAUGCCUGUUGGAAUUAGUAACCCCCCAAAAAGGUUGAAUUCAGGCACUGUCAUUUGCCAUAUUGCAGGUUCAUUCACCAAAUCUAAUUUCCCGUAAAGUGAUGUUAUAGAAAUAGGAUUGAGGGGUGUAAAGCUAUACUCCAUUCACCUUCAGUCAUUGACAAGGACCAUUUCAUUACACCUGAUGCAGACAAAAGGUUGCCUAGUUAAUUUGACAAAGCAUAGCUUUAUUAUUUGACAGAGUGCUAUGGCAUGGUUAUCAAAUAGUAUUUGAAAGAUGUCAAAUAUUUUACCCAGGUCUGAUGCUUGCAUGCUCAUGCUUUCAGAUAACUAACGAUUGUCUGUCUGUCUGUCUGUCUGUCUGUCUGUCUGUCUGUCUGUCUGUCUGUCUGUCUGUCUGUCUGUCUGUCUGUCUGUCUGUCUGUCUGUCUGUCUGUCUGUCUGUCUGUCUGUCUGUCUGUCUGUCUGUGUCUGUCUGUCUGUCUGUCUGUCUGUCUGUUUCUCUAUCCUUCCAUGACUGCACUCCUGAAGAACAACGAGGUGAGACCAAGCGCUAGGCUACAACCUGCCUAUUAAGCCUCCAGUCUGUCUGUCAGUCAGUCUUCAUUAAUUCCACACUCUGAUUCUGCAGCCUGAACCUAUUACACAGUGUGAGCUUAUUGAACUAAAGCCCAAAGUAGGUUGAACACAUUUAAAAAUGGGUCAGAAGAGAGGGGUAAACCUCUCAAAUCAAAUAAAAAAUCAAAUAAAAGUGUAUUGGUCGCAUACACAGUUUUGCAGAUGUUAUCACAGGUGCAGCAAAAUGCUUAUGUUUCUAGCUCCAACAAUAUCUAGCAAUACACACAUAAUCUAAAAGUUAAAAAAAGAACAAGGAUGAACAAGAAAUUAAGACAUAUCAGAACGAGCAAUGUCAGAGUCUGGAAUAUAAAUAAAUAUAUACUGGAUGUAUGUGAAUGGUGUGUAUAGACAAUGAUGUGCAUAGACAAUUCCAAGUCAUUGUCCCCUCUCUCAGGUGAAAAUGGAAACGCCUCACAGUUUGGGCUGACCACCUCCACACACUAAAUGUAUCUCUGUGAUAUCCCUAUCAUAGUCUACAAACAGAUGUCUGUUAUCACAUGGCUUGUUCACAAAAAGAGGAAUGGCCUUUGUGAUCAUAGUAGGAAUAUGAUCUACUGUACUUCUCAGUCUCACUAUACCUUCUUGUGUACACGCUUGUCCGUAAUUCAGAACUCUGUCCUCAUUUCACAGGACACAAGAGAGUAUGAGGUUUCCAUCUAGAGGCACGAC
Messenger RNA from Coregonus sp. 'balchen', 24328 nucleotides. NCBI's taxonomy places the organism in Eukaryota, Metazoa, Chordata, Actinopteri, Salmoniformes, Salmonidae. The record is from the annotation of a GenBank genome assembly.